AUGAGUGAGGACGAAGAGGAGUCGUUCAACCUUCAAGAGCACCAUCUUCGUGGGGAAGCCGAGGAUGAAGCCCGUGCAAAACAAAUAGAAAGGGACGUGGAUGAAGCUUUUGAUGAAGUGGUCCAAGAGUUUUCUGAAGAUACGAGGUAUUACCAAUGCAGCACCGAAAAUUGUUACGCUACAGCGUACAUGAACAAAACAGAUCGUAUUUUAACACGGGGUAGGAUUGAGCACUCCCACCAUUGUCUUUCUGACGGAAAAGACGAUGAAAUACUAAUGAGAGAAUGGAUGAUAGAGGAACUAAAAAAGUCAUGGUGGAAACUGUUGAGCUUGUAUGAAGAAGCGCUUAAAAGUCAACGACUAAAUUUCCGAUUCAGUAGUACUUUGCCAAGGUACAAAACCGUUUUGAGGGACGAUCUUAUCAAGAAAGCUUGGAUCGAUUUGAUAAACUCCAACGAAACAAAUUUGGAAUUACUCAAAUUCUUGGAUAGCAUUGCAAGCUCUAAAGGGAAAAAGUUAGAUAAAAUUAUGCAGGUCGAAGAUCGAUAUCAACCUGAGUAUGUAUUGCAGGAAGCACCUCUAAUUGAGCCUAUUGAAACGGCAAUCGAUUACGAUGUCGAACUGGGCAUGACCGAUUUUGAAAGAUUAAAGUUUCAAAGAGAACAAAGAGCACAGAGAAGGCUACGAAGAGAAAGAGAAAAAAAUACACGAGGUGUACCGACUGUAGAAAAUCAAGUCGAAGAAGAAGACGAUAGGCAUGUUCCGCAUUUUUAUCGUCGAACUGCCAGACGACCUCCUAAUGUACAGUUCAACGUUGAACUUGAAGACAAUAGUAAUAGAAAUUUCACAAGAAAACAAGAUUUUGAAUGCAAUGAUAAUAAUGAAGGCAAAAGAAAUCCUGCAAAAAGUUUAGCACGAGUUGAUCCUGUGAAUAAUCAUAGUGUUGAAAAUGUAAAUCGUAGGCUUAUCAACAAAAGCCCUCAAUCGAUUGAUUCAGCUCUGGGAAUUGAGAAUGAUAAUUUAUUCGAUAAUUUUUCAUUUGAUCCCCCUCGUGCUUCAACACCAAUAAACUGGUAUAUUACGAAAGAUCACUCACAUGAUUUUGAAGAAUCCAGAGUAGAACCUCGCUUAAUUUGUAUGAGUAAUUAUUCCAAAGAUUCAACUGCGGAAGUAUCAAAUGAUGAACUAGAUCAAAUAUCGUCGUCUCAAAGACCUGUCGUCGAGACAAAUAAAAUUACAAAACAUGCGUUUGAUUUGAUACAAUUACGUCUCAAUUCACAAAUUAAAACAUCUAACGAUGUUCUAAUUCCUCAUAGUCACGAUGAGCCUGAGACACCGAAUUCUUUUUCUUUGCAAUCUCCUAAUCAAAGUACACGAUUAUCACUUGUCAAAGAAGAUAUAGUACAAAAAGUACUGCGUGAAAAAAAUUCAGAAAACAGAGAAAUAACAGCACGCUCCGCAAUGUCCAAUAACAAUGAGCUUAAGAAAACCAAAAAAACUGCUGGUGGAAAUAGAAAAAAUAAGCGUAGGAGAUUAGCUGAGAAAAAAACUUUCGUAGAAAAAGAAAACAUGUCUGACACCAUACAAACAUGUAGCACUUAUGGUGAAGAAUACGAUAUAAGAGCAAGUCUUUUUCAGGGUCAAUCGAUCGGAAUGGAUUUUGUAAAAGGAACACAAAAACAAAGUGCCAUUAAACGAAAAAAUGAUUAUAUUGAUUUUACAGCGGAUGUAUCCCUAUAA
Messenger RNA from Belonocnema kinseyi, 1740 nucleotides. RefSeq lists its product as uncharacterized. The transcript has 8 exons. The record is from RefSeq and is a predicted model, not a curated record. The coding region runs from base 1 to 1740 and encodes 579 amino acids. Lineage: Eukaryota; Metazoa; Arthropoda; Insecta; Hymenoptera; Cynipidae.